Molecule: messenger RNA, 1239 nt
Organism: Cordyceps fumosorosea ARSEF 2679
Lineage: Eukaryota; Fungi; Ascomycota; Sordariomycetes; Hypocreales; Cordycipitaceae
Product: WD40/YVTN repeat-like-containing domain protein
Exons: 1
Coding region: 1-1239 (412 amino acids)
Source: RefSeq, a predicted model, not a curated record
AUGCCUCGCUCAACAACAACACCGCGGAUACCCUCACUCCUCCUCGCCGCGCUCCUCCUCCUCCUCCUCCUCGCCGGCUCAUCCACCGCCGCGCCGCGCCCUCCGCCACCGGCGGUCGGCCACCCCUUCCACGCGCUCCAGUCCGUCCCCAACGGCCUCGCCCUGUCCCCCGUCAUCACCGGCCUCUACGCCAACUCCUCCGCCGCCGCGCAAAUCGCCAUCCACGACGUCAACGGCAACCCCUCCUGGACCUGGAGCGCCGCCGACGUCGCCGCCCAGGCCGACCUCCCCGCCAACCUCCUCGCCUGCCUGCAGACGCCGACCGCCGUGCCCGAGGCCAAGUGGGCCGACGGCGGCCGCGCCGUCCUCGCCAUCUACAACGCCGCCGCCGUCAUGAUCCGCCGCGCGCCCGGCGACGCCUCCCAGGACAAGCGCGUCCUCUUCGGCGUCUGCCUGCAGCAGGGCAACAUGGGCAACACGCACAGCCUGGAGCUCGUGCCCGACGGCAAGCUCGCCGUCGCCACGACCACCUCCCAGAUGGACGCCACCAUCCACGUCUUCAACGUGUCCGCGGGUCUGCAGGCCGACCCGCAGCCCGUCCAGUCCCUCGACAAGCUGCCCGGCGUGCACGGGCUCGUCUGGGACGACCGCGCCAGCCUCCUCUGGGGCUCCGGCAGCUCCUCCGACCCCUCCGGCGCGACCCCCGGCGUCUCCUCCGCGCCCACGCUCAACGGCUACCGAUACACCCGCGGCGCCUUCUCCACCCAGCCGACCUACUCGCACAACGUCAGCGCCGCGCUCCUGCUCUCCACCGAGUGGAGCGGCACCCAGUACGACGGCUGGUGGGACGGCAGCCACGACAUGACCGGCGUACCCGGCCGCCGCCAGCUGCUCCUCUCCACCGACACGGACCUCCACGUCUUCGACAUCGACUCGCAGACGUUCGCCAGCGGCGCCCAGGUCGCCAGCAACUACCUGCCGGGCUUCAUGCCCGUCGACAGCAGGGUCGGCAGCGACGGGAAAUCGCUGCCCCGGUCCGACAUCAAGUCGCUGAGCAUCGACGGCAACCUCAACGUGCUGUACGUGCAGGCCGCCUGGCAGGGCGUCACCUCCUACCAGAUCAACCUGCUGCAGGACGGAAAGCUGCAGGCGGGGCUGACGUAUCCCCAAGAGCUGUACCGUUCGCGGUGGUUCGCCGACACGCCGACGUGGCCCAAGGCGCGGUUACCGUCUUCGUAG